GAGUUCAUCUCCGGCACCGUGCGCACGGUCCUCGAGUGGGGCGCCUUCGUGAACAUCGCCCCGGGCGUCGACGGCCUCGUGCACAUCUCGCGCGUCUCCGACAGCCGCGUCGAGGACCUCCAGGCCGAGCUCUCCGUUGGCGACGAGGUCAAGGUGCGCAUCAUCGACGUCGACCUCGACAAGGCCACGCUGGGCCUCGCCAUGAACACGUACCGCGACCCCACGGCGCCGCCGCGGCCGGGCCGCGACGACGCGGGCGGCGAG
Molecule: messenger RNA, 264 nt
Organism: Aureococcus anophagefferens
Lineage: Eukaryota; Pelagophyceae; Pelagomonadales; Pelagomonadaceae
Exons: 1
Biological process (GO): translation
Molecular function (GO): structural constituent of ribosome; mRNA binding
Source: RefSeq, a predicted model, not a curated record